Pelobates cultripes (western spadefoot toad) is the source of this 23970-nucleotide messenger RNA. Lineage: Eukaryota; Metazoa; Chordata; Amphibia; Anura; Pelobatidae. The record is from the annotation of a GenBank genome assembly.
AUAGGAGGCGCCGCUGCGGGUCUCGUGACGCCGUUUUAUAUAACACUUGGCUAGAAGCUUGUGUUAUUAUCCGUAUUGCAGGAAUGGUUCUGCACUCUGACUGUAGGGGCGGCUGAGACUGGCGCCCCCACCCCCCAUUGUAACCCCAUCUAAUAACCAGCAGUCACAGAGAGAGACACACACAGAAUGAGCCAACAGGAGGCAGACACUAGCCUGAUGCUGGAGUUUGCUUUACAAGCAUUCCAAGCCCAGAACUUCCAGCUAGCCAGUGAUAUCUAUGGCAGGCAGCUGCAGGAGCAGAGGGCUGGGGGGGUGGACUGGGCAUUGCUGCUGAGGAGGGCUGAAUGCCUGGCAUACUCUGGCAACCUGCAGGGUGCCUGUGACUUGUACCAGAGGGCUGCUGUGCACAGGAAGGUGGGAGCGGAUCAGCUGAAGACUCUGAUUUCCUGCUUAGCAGAUGGCAUCAGGACCAGAGAGGGGCUUCCCCAUGCCCAAGGAGAAUCCAAGUGGGGUAUCCUGAGCUGCAAGGGAUGCCGGGACUUCCUCUGGGAGCCAGUGACCCUGGUGUGUGGCCAUACCUACUGUAAGAAGUGCCUGGAGGACUACAAAGGAAAGGAUCAGUGUGAGCUGUGCAGGGUGACCCUGGACCAGGGGGAUGCAGGACAUCAAUUUAAGGUCAAUGUGGUCCUCAGCAACAUCUUGUGCAAGUGGUUCCCCAAGGAGGUCCAGGCAAGGAAACUCAGACAGGAGGGCAAUGCCCUGUUCAAGGAGGGCAAACUGCAAGAAGCUCUGGGGAAAUACAAUCAAGCUAUCGAUAUAGGUAAUAACUUGUGGAUGCCUAUAGAUUGUGAUAAGCAACUUCUGCUUCCCUAGCCUUUAAUGACUGCAAUCCCUAGCGGCUACACUAGAAAAGGUUGCCUGGCCAUAACAUUUAAUUUACCUUUUUGUAUCACUGAGCCACUUUGUCAAUCCCUAUCACCCAGGAUAGAUGCAGUGGCAAAGGUUGUCUGGAAUAGAGUUGGUUAUUUUGGACCACUGAAUAAAUAAAACAUUAUGUAGCAUCUGUAGGGUUAAACAGCAUCUAUCACCCCUCCUUGUAUAGUUUUAAACCUUUAGGAUAAUCUGGGAAAACCUGCAAUAUGUCACUAUUUUGGUUUCUAUCGUUUAAGCACCCUGUUUUGAAAUGUAUAUGUAAUUACUAUCGAGUUUGGUAAUAUAUACAGUUACACACUUUAAUACUUUUUUAGAAAUAUUUCUCUUUAUAAUUUAUAUAUCAAAAACCACAAAAUGUGUUUUAAUAUAGAUGGAGAUUCAGAUAACAAAAAAAGAGUGAAAUAGCUAAACUGAUUUUAGACAUUAUCCAGAGGUGAAUUGUAGUCCUCACAUAUAUAGCUAGAAGUACGUCAUUGGGCAUAAAUAAACACAUACAAUAUUAAUCACAGUUUCUGUAAAACAUAUGAUGGGACAGGGCUACAAUGUGUUUGUAUUUCAUAUCUCAUUAUAAAAAUAGGCAUCUUAAAGUUCACUAACAUGCUCAUAGUCCUGUAUUGCAGAUGCUAAUUUUCAUGAGUUUGGCUUAUGUAAAAACAUCCAGAGCUUCUAUUUUUGUUUUCAGGUAGUGAUACCUUUUUGUGCUAUCAACACAGAAAUUGCAUUUUUGUUUAGAUUUAUUAAUAUUUUUUAUCAGAUGCCACUGCAAUAAAUGGUUCUUCUGAUACAUUAUAUGUGUUCUGAUUCAUUGUAACUACAUAAUAAUAUUAAUAUAAUAUAAUUUCUUUCUUGAACAUAAUUAUCAUUAUCCAUAUUCAAGCUGUGUAUUGAUAAACACUCCCUUCUUUUCUAGCUCAAUUUUAGCUUUUAAUGUCAGCAGUCUUCCUGUUGACUGGUUAUGUUAUAUUUCUGUCAGAUUUGUUCCCAGACUAUUAAUACUGCGCUCCUGACCUGUCAGCUCUGUUUGAAAGUGUAGCUAUGUUGAGAAAGUAGGUCACCAGAGCACAGUUGUAUAACUAUGAAUGCUACACUGUCUGCUAGCCAUCCUUCCUCCCCCUCCUGGUAGGAUGGUUGUGUAACCAGUGAAAAGUAAAACAUAUAUGGGUCGUUCAUUUGGUGUCCCAUCCAGGAAGGAAUGUGACUUUUAAAUAUAUUAUAUAAACCUUUUUUGCUCUAAAACUCUUUGCACACCCAGAUUGAAUUAAUGGGCUCGUUUUUGGAUGGCUGGGGUUGAUAAAGCUCCUUGUUCUAAUAAAUGCAUCCCACAUGUCUAACAUUUUGGCCUGUUGAGUUGUAGUGUUUGCUUGUGUGACAUUAAAUGAGGUUUAUUCAAUGAACUCUGAUUUUUAGCUAACUGUAAGCUAAAGGGUAACAUUUAGAAAAAACAAGACCAAAACAUAUACAACUAGGCCAUUUUAGCCUGAAUCUUGCCAUUUGGAAAUCAGUUCUCUAGAAUUUGGAGAUAAUUGAAUAAUACUCUGUGUUUAUCCCAUAUUACAGCAGCACAUAUGUCGGUGCUAUAUAUAAAUAUUUGUAAUUUUAAAGUACUCUUGAUGUGCUUAUCCCAGGACAUAGUGUUCAUUUUAUGACCUAGUAACUAUUUAUGUAAUUGGAAAUAUCAUUUAGAACCAGAACAAAGUGUCUGUUUUCUAGACAUGUCUGCUGAAGUUUAUGUGACGCAUCAGAAUUCAAAGUGAUUUUCAAAUUUUACGUCGAAAUAUCCAAAUGGGGAAAGUUUUCAGUUGAUUUACUUUGGCCUAAGAUUUGUAAUGUCGCUGCAUUUCACACUUUAGUAAAUAGUCACUGUUAGUUUUAUUGCUGUGGAGCUCUAAUAAACACUCUUACACAAAUAAAUAAUUUGGAAUUCCUAAAAAAGAGAGACCUCCUGAUUGAGAUAUAGACAGUUCAGCCCACAAUAUUGUCUGUCUCUCCAAGAUGGGAAGUCGAGAGGUAUGAUUUAAAUACAGAUAAGUGUAUCAGAAUGUUAAAGUCCCAACACUGUUUGUUACCCUGCAGAGAGUUUAACAAUUUCUCCUUCCUCAAAUAUAAUCUGUUGUUUCCUAUCUGCAACACAGAAAUGAGUUAACAAAUAUGUGAGCCUCAAGCGAUUAACGUUUGAAUGACCAAUGAUAUAUUCAAAGUGGGAGAAAUUAUUAAACUACAUUUUAUAUAUGUGUGUUUGUGUAUUAAUUUGUGUUCUAGUAAAGAGAUCUAAUUAAUCAUAUAUGCAGAACACUUUUAGGUAUGUUUGGAUAAACGGUUACUUUAUAGCUAAUUGUGCAAUGUGUUUUUUUAAUGUGCUUUUGUGAUGGAUUACAACAGCUGUUUUUAUAUUGAAUUCAGUGCGUCAUUUUAAAGAAGGAGAGACUAGUGUAAACUUGCAAAUAGAUUGUGUGAAUACACUACGGAUUGUAUAGCACAGUUUUUAUUAUGUUGUAACCUAGAAUGUUGUUGGUUUUGAUUCAGAUAAUUUUAUAGAUGCCCGAUUACCUAGCUUUGGCAACCAAGAAUGUAAAUGAUUGUAUCAAAUCUGUAGAACUAUUAUACAGAAUAGAUCAAUGCGACACAAGUUGUCAAACUCAUGCCUAGGAAAAAUAAGAAAUAUACUUUUUUGGCAAACUAAAUGGCCAUAAACAGCCACAGGCAAAUGUCCUAUAUAGAAGACCGGAGAUGUUACAUACAGGUCUUGUGUCUGCAGUUAUGAAACCCAACAUUUAGUACACCUCAUACAGUAUCUAAUUGUUAGCUCAUUUUAACAGGGUUCUAUAAACCUAUUGUUCCUGUACGUCAUACGUGUUUUUUUUAGAACUAAAUGUUUGUCUUGUUUCAAAUUGUACAGCACUGCGGAAUAUCUUGGCGCUAUAAAACAAUUGUAAUUGUAUCAUCAUGGCCUUGUCCUUCCCCCCCCCCACCUCCCCCCCUUCCCAGCCAUUAGAUCAGAUCAUACUCCUAUCCCUCCAUAUUUAUCAGGUCCCUGUAUUUGGCCAACUCUACAUUUCAUAGUGAUGUCUCUCACUUUCUAGCCAUUAUGUCCCUGUGUGUACAGCCCAUGCAGAUCAAGUUUUGGACUUCCUUUAUUUGUGUCCUCAUUGACCCCUUCCUCUCACCCAACAUUCGUGUGCCUCAUUUCCAUUCUCUGACACAUCCUAUUGCCUUUCUCUCCUCUACUCACAUUGUUCUUGAAUCUUUUCUACAUGUGUCAUGACCCCGUUUCACCCUUUCCUAAUAGAUCAUGAUUGUUUUCUUCCUUAACAUCAUGACCUACUUUGUAUCUGUCACCUCUCUCUGCAUAUUGUUUUUCCCUUCCCAUCACUCCCAAAUUGUGUUCCUGUUUUUAAUCAGCAGAUCACAUUCUUGUCCCACUCUUCUAUUUCAUUCCAUUUGUCCCAAGUGGUCUCUACUUUACCUUAUGUAUAACUGAACAAAAUAAUGUUGAAUUUAAAACAUUUAAAGACACUAUAUGCAAAGUGACAGUCGCUUUAACAGGAAAUAAAGGAUCGCAGACAGUCCUAUUUUAUUGGGGUCUAGUCACUAAUACUGAGUGACUCUCAAUGACACCACAUUUAGUGUCAGUAUAGAACAUUGGGAUUUCAGUCAGAAUGUUUUGCCCAAAUACAGGAGUCGUUGUAUCGCAAUUUCAAAAGAUGUAAUGGGUUAAUUUAUGAGUCCAUAUCAAUUUGUCACCACUAUAUGUAAAUCAUUUAAAGGGACAAUAAUUUUCCUUUUUGUAUAUGUUGCCAGUAGUAAAGCCAACACUUUUCAAAGGUUUGUUUUCCAUUGAUCUAUCGCUUCCAAUUCUAGUAGCACAACAUAGAACUAAUAGAGUCUGUCUCCUGCCCCAAAAUAACACCUUUGGAAACUGUCUGCAUUUAAUUAUUUACAUAACCAAUUAAAUUCCAGACCAUAAUUGAAGAUUACUCAUUCAUGUAAUAACAUUUAUAAAAUAGUAUACGUGAAGCUAUUCUUUGUCUGAUCUUUUUAUUAUUUCAGUUCUAAAAUGUGAAUAAAUUGCAUCUUGGCAAGUGUUGGAAUAGAGUACUUAGAGCAAGUGUAAUGUAGUGUAUAUUGUAUUAAACAAAGCACAUCCUGCUUAAUACAUUUUAGUUUAAUGUCACACUAUCAAACCUGCUUAAUUAUGCAGCUGGUACUACAUAUUGGCUCCCUGAUGACUUUACCCUGUUAUGGACAAAUUAUAAUUAGCAUUUAAUGAACAUAUGUUCUCAUAAUGCCAUUAAUAGUGUAAGAUUACUGUGGAUUUAGGUGCAGUAAAUGAGAUUUUUGGGCCACAUGAGGGCCCUUGUCCUAGUUAACAUAUUAUUAAAAUGAAGCAGUGAAUUCUAAAAAGGCAAUACAUUAUGUAACUUCAUAUCUUUCUUCUCCCAGCUGAGAAUCUAAUUUCCUUUUAGCUUAACUGCUAAGGGUUACAUGCUCAGUUUAAAGUAGACCUAUCAAGAAAAAAAUACAUUUUUGUUUGACAACAAGGCUUAAAAUAUCUAUAAGUAUUUUUUCUUUUUUUUCUUUGGUAAAUGGCUCUGUUUUUUUCUUUUUUCGUUUAUGAAGAAAUUUCACUUUGUCAACAGCUAUACAAUUCAAUAUGCUAGCAUCAUUCAAGGGACGUUGUCAUAAUUUUUUAUUAUAUAAAAAAAAUAAAAAAGUAUAGCCUUUGUGUGUAUUAUUUUGUAAUUCAUACAUAUAAGUAAGUACCUAUUUUCCACUCAUAUCAAGGCUUAUUAUUACUCUGUGGGGACAUUUUGACGUCCUCACUGGUCUGAACGUCCAUGUUUGUGUCAAAACUAUGUACAAUUUGAACAGCUGAAACCACCUUAGCAUACAUUUUUGCAAUGCCUGUCACUGGACAUCAGGUUUGUCUUGGUUACCUGCUAUGGCUCUGUUUGGAUAAACGGUGCUUCUGACCAAAACAAAUUUUAAAAAAUGGCUGCCUCGUGUAGCAAAGGUAAGCCAGGAGAAACAGUGAUGCCAAUUCAGCAGAGAUACUUGAAAAAAAAAAAACUAAUUUAUCAUAGCUGCACCUCCACUGUGUGUGUGACAAAGCCAUGAGGCCUCUGGCACACUGAUGCACUCUCUGGCAUGUUCGAAGACAUUAUGUACGAACUUGAAUGCACGCUCCCUGUUUUGCGUUAUGUGUAUGGCCCUGCAAAGGUUAACUAAGUUGCAUUCUUUGGCCAAUGUCAACAGCACAGCAAGUAAAUUGCAAUAAAUUGCCUUUCCUUGACGUUUGCCUCAGGUACAAAUACUGUUACAAAACACAAUUUACAUAUGAACUUUAAGGAAAAGCAAGUCAAGUGCUUGCAAGUAAAGACUAGUUUUAAUUGAGUCAUAUUUUGCUUUUAUUCCAGUGUCCUGUGACCAUUUACUGUACAGCAACCGGUCCAUGAUUCACUUCAGCUUGAAGGCUUAUGAAUGUGCGUUGCAAGACGCGGAAACCGCAUGCAGGCUGCAGCCGUGUUGGGUCAAAGUACGUUUCUCAGCGGAAUGUUUACUCGCCAUAAAUCAGUAUUGACCACUUUAUAUAACAAAUGUUUAACAUAUUCAGAAAUGUAUUGUAUAAAAAUAAAAACACGCAUAACACAUAUGGGGACAGAUUUAUUGAAAACAAUUACAAAAUGUUCAGAGUUAUGACAGUGACUAUAUACAUAUAUAUUUGUAUACUAAUCAUGUAAAUAUUAUAGAAAGAUAUUCUAACGGACCACACUAUAUUAGCUUUUGACUUGGGGGAAAGUAAAAGAAAAUUGCUUUUAUUUUUGUGACCUAAUGCACGUGAGUUAUCUGGGGUAUCUUGUUUUUAGGUCAACCUAAUGUAAAUUAAUUCUAACCAGUGUGUGUUUGCUAUUUUGUGUGCUUGUUUCUUUUUCUUUUUAGAGUCAUUUGAUGAAGGCCAAGGCACUGACGAGCUUGGGGAAAACAGAUUAUGCUUUGAGAGAAUUCCUUUUCUGCAUUGCACUAGACACAGACAACAAGACCGCAAAAUUAGAGGCCCAGAAGGUAAUGUGAAAUUAUUAAUAUUAACCGAAUUUUGGGAGGAUAACCUUUGAUGAGAACCUCCCUUUCUCAAGCCUGAAGCAUUUUUGAGACUUGAGAAAGGGAGGUUCUCUUGAAAGCUUGUCAUUCCAAACUUAGAAACUUAGUACAAUAAAAAAAGGUAUUAAAAGAUACUAAUUCCAUCUGUACUGGACUAAUCCGGCUACACUGUCUACUAUAUACUCACUUUGAGAUAAAAACUGUUUUCAUUUUUUGAAAACUAGUCUCCUUUAUUGUUUCUUCUAUCUAACCCAGAAUUGUGACUUGUAAAUGUGUUUCAAACAUGCCUAAACAUAAACAAUCAGAAGAAUUCUUCUUCCUACGCAAACCAAACAAAAUAGUCUGAGGAUAAAGAAUCGUAAAUAUGUGUUAUCAUUACCCUUUAAUCUUAGCAAUAAUAGUUAAGUGCAAUCAUGAUGAACGCAGUAAUGAGAACUGACACAACUUUAAACUGUUCAGUUGCUCAGAAUUCUGUUGUGUUGAGUUUCCUUUGAAAUCACCAGAUUCUGGAGCUGAAUAAAAGGAUGAACUCCAUGCCACAGAGUUGGCAGUAGGGAUUCUCGAGCAUAUUUUCUUGGGUGCAGCUUUUCAACAAAUUUCCUAUUGAAUGUUUGCAGGAUCCCAGUGUAGAUCAGAUUUAAAAUAUAAUGUACUAAAGUCAGCCACAGUGAUUUGUUCAUAAUGUUUGUUAAUUGUGUAAUAGUUGAAAUAAAAUUCAUGUAAGUGUUGACGACUGCAUGUUCUGCCUUAUUGUACACACAGCUGCUGCUUACUUUAUUAAAUCCAGAAAACUGUCAAGAAGGCUUGCCGGACCUCUUGCAGGUGAUUCCACAUCCAUUCAGAGUAAAAGGAAAUGUUGACCCGUUGAGUUUGGCCAUGCCGUGCAGCAAUCUACAGAGGUUAAACAAAGUAUGUUUUAUUUAGUUAUUUUACUGUUUAGCGCUAUUUCUCAUUGCUGAUAUUAUAUAUUAUUAUUUAGAUAUAAAACUUUCUGUAAAUUGAAAUGAAUUAACCCUUAAAUUCUGUAGCACUAUUUGAUUAAGCCAGUACUGUCUUUAUUAAUAUUCUACUCCAGAAAAGCACCCCUCUCACACCCCAUACGGUACUUAGUUUCUGAUUGCUAUAGGCCCGGUCAGGAUAAUAUACCCCCAUACACUUUAAAGGUAAAGUCCAGUCACUAAAACACUUCAGCUUGUUGUUAGCUUUAAGUUUAAAAAAGUGCCAAUUUCAAUUUCAAAUUUCAAAUAAAAUGGAGGGGCGGACCUGACUGCAGAGCGGUGCAGACACACGUUACUGCUGCUCCUGCAUCUUAUCGCACAAAGUACCAAUUCCCGCUGAGCAGAGGUUAAGACCCAACUUCUUUUGGCUUCCAAUCGAUCUGGGACACCGAGACCUACAAGAUGAUACCAGUCAUGUGGUUAUAUGCUUUGGUUUCGAUUGCCCAGCCACUGAGGCCUAUAAGCAUGGCGGAUACAGGGGAAACGGCAAGAGAGGCACCUCGCCAGGCCCCCUCUGCCCACGGGAGAUGGGGAGGCAGAGACGAAGCGGGCCAAUCCUGGUUAAAGCAUGCACUCCUAUGCCAGCAAUGACCACUGCCUGCCCACCUGGGCCAAGGGUCACAAGGAGGUUUCCUCCAAAGCUUCGAUCACCUCGCUGUUUUAAGCAUUAAAAUUCUCUAAACUGCUUUAUUACAUUUAUUUUAGAUAUGCUAUCAGUUAUUGAUCUUUGAUUCGUUUAUUUGGAUGAUUUCCAUAUCCUUCUAAUUAAUUCUUAUUAAAUCUUAAUGUACAUUAAUGUCAUAAUCAAAAAAGCAAAAACAGUUUUUGUUUUUUUCUCAUUGCAAAGGUGAACUUGGAAAAAGAGAUUCUUCCGAUGGUUUCAGAACACAAAGUGUCCAGUGAUUGCAAUACAGGGAAGGAGUCAUUCCGGAGUCCAGGGAAUAACAGUAUCUGGCAGGUCUCUGUGGCAGAGACAACCAUCCCAUCAAAAUGCAUUUCUCUGAAAAGAAAACUGAGCUCAGAUGAGACAGAGAAAUCUAAGCUUACAGUGGUGCCUUCUAAGAUCCAGAGAAGAGGUGAGCGUCCAUUAAAGAUAAUAAACCAUUCAAGUGUGCCUACUAUAUUCCAAUCCCACUACUCUCUCUCAAUCCCAUAUUUUCCUACCUUUCCUUGGGUGGCCACUUUUCUCCAUGGCUGCCCACCUUUUUGUAUACAAAGGGGCACACCUGGAACAUGCAUUCUCAGUACUGUUGCUGCCAUCAAGACCAAAAUGUAUACAAAAUACAGAUUAGGGAACAGCAAACACACGCGCACACACAAAUAACAUUUCACAUUUUACAAGGCUACUUAAAAUCCCCUAUGGCAAACAAAUAUGGGAAUUCAGUUAAACCAUAUGGCUAUGUUGUGUCCACUGAGUCACAGUACCCCAUUAUCAGUGGGUCCUACACUAACUUUAACACGGGAGACCAAGUUGCUAACUGCAAUACUUACUGCUUAAACUGCUUCCAGAGACUCUACUCAAUGUAUGCUUUGCUGUGUCCACCUCCAAAGUGGCACCUAUAGUGGAUGGGUGGGGUGCUUAGCCCAAAAGAAAUCUCUUCUGGAUUCCAUGUAUACAUAAAAAAUGAACAAGCAUUUCUCAGUAGUGGAUUUGUCUUAAAAGGACACUAUAGUCGCAAAACUACUUUAACUUAAUGAAGCGGUUUUGGUGUAUAGAUCAUGCCCUUGCAGUCUCCCUUCUCAAUUCUCUGCCAUUUAUGAGUUAAAUUAUGUUUUUUUGCAGUCCAGUGCACACCUCCCUGCAUGUGACUUACACAGCCUUCCGAAACACUUCAUGUAAAGAGUCAUCUAAUGUUUAUACUUCCUUUAUUGCAAAUUCUGUUUAAUUUAGAAUUACUUAUCUCCUAUUCUGUUAAUAGCUUGCUAGACUCCUGCAAGUGUCUAUUGUAUGUAAUUAAAGUUCAAUUUACAGAGUAGGACAUCACAACGUUUAAAGUAAGUUGCAUCUGAUUGAAAAUAAAACCAUUUUGUUGUCUUGCAGGCUGUGUCAGUCACAGCCAGCAGAGGUGUGGCUAUUGCCGCAUAAACAGAAACAAAAGUAAUUUAAAGGAUCACUAUAGAGUCAGGAACACAAACAUGUAUUCCUGACCCUAUAGUGUUAACACCACCAUCUAGCCCCCCUGGGCACCUCAUACCUCCAUAAAUAUAGUAAAAAUCUUACUGUAUUCAAGCCUGAAGCUGUACAUCUGCAUGCUGUUAGACUCAGAAAAACAAUUAGUCUGUCGACGUGUGGUAGCCUGAUCCAAUCACAGUGCUUCCCCAUAGGAUUGGCUGAGACUGACAAAGAGGCAGAUCAGGGGCAGAGCCAGCAUGAUUCAAACACAGCCCUGGCCAAUCAGAAUCUCCUCAUAGAGAUGAAUUGAAUCAAUGAAUCUCUAUGAGGAAAGUUCAGUGUCUGCGUACAGUGGGAGGAGAUACUGAAUCACAGGAUGUUGUGCACAGAGCCGCCCUGUGCUCUGCUGACAGCAGAUCUGAGUGGAUGGAGGCAUAUUAUGCCUCCAUUUACUCCGAAGUCCCUCUGGUUCACUCUGAGUGACUGCAACUGGAGGUGUUCCUAGCUUUCAAUGUAAACUGAGAAAAUACAGUGUUUACAUGAGAGAGGCUGCAGGGAGCUAUAGUUCUCACCUGAACAACCUCAUUAAGCUAAAGUUGUUCAGGUGACUAUAGUGUCCCUUUAACUCCUAAUGGCAGUUAAUUGAACAGUGAAACGUCAUAGGUGUGAUCUAUACACAAGAACUGCUUCAUUAAGCUACAGUUGUUUUGGUGACCAUAGUGUCAUUUUGAAGUGCAAAAUAUAUACAAAAUACAGAUAAGGGAGCAGUGCGCACACACACACACACAAAAUACAGUUACACCACAUGGCACCUUUUUUGUAUUCUAUGAGUAUACUUAGAAUACUACAUAAUGAGUACUACUUAAUUGCAAACAGAGGUAAAUUUCCUUUAGCUCUAUUUUUUACCAUAAAUUAUACUGAAUAUAUUUUUUUUUACUUUUUCCCAGCAGAUGUGCCAGUGACUGACAAAGCAGACAAUGUUAUAUCUGUUUCUCCAUAUGUGGACUCCUCUGACCUGGACUGUUCCCUCUGCAUGAGGUAUCAUUUUGUUUCUGUUAGAUAUAAUAGUAUUCACAUAGAUUCCCUUUUUUUCCCCCCAAAUAAUCCUGGUAGUCUAAUAGUUGUCCAGUAACAUAGAAAUUAUAUUUAUAGAGAUUAAGUAACUUUCCUUAGAGGAGGCUUAGGCAACAAUAACUCCAGCUAACUAAAGCUAGACUGCAACUCUUGAUGCGGACCUUUAAAAUGUACCUGUUAAUUUAAAAGUAAAUUUAAUUCCAUCUAUACCGUGUGCUAGCAGGAAUGCUAGGAAAUGGAUUUUGGAAAAAUCUACAGAAAUAUAGGUGUCUCCCCACUACCUGCCAAUCAAAUCUUUGUCAUUGAGUCAGCAUAGACCUCAAUGUUGAAGAACUGACUGAUGAGGGAAAGCAGGAGAACCUUCUUACAGGUGGUUCUCCUUCUCUUCAGCAAAGCAACCACAGCGCUCGCUGUGUGUUCGCUGUACUCGCUCCCUAACCAGCACUUCUAUCUCUGGCUGGAGGAGUAUAGGAAUGAAGUGACUCUGUUCAGUGACCAUUGCAUUGGUAAUAAAGUUACAUUAAGGAAAAUUGUCCUUCUAGGGGAAAUGUCCCCAAGCAGAGCCAAUACUUUACACCAUGGGCACUAACAGAGCUGCGGACAUGGUGACUGUGGAUUAAAGGUAAGUAAUAGUGAUAUCUGAAACAUUUACGUUAAUUGAAUUAAUUUAUGAUAUUUAUAGAGCGCCGUCAAAUUCCGCAGCGCUUUACAAUGGGUGGACGAACAGACUUGUAGUUGUUACCAAUUCCCUUAAAUUUUCCCCACAAUUCCUAGUUUAGUGAUUUAUGUUAUCCUCAUUCCCUUUCUUGUUGCAAGAUAUUGUUCCCUUCUCCUCUCUCUCUUUUGGCUGCAGGUUGAUGUAUGAACCAGUUACUACACCCUGUGGGCACACGUACUGCUUAAAAUGUCUUGAGCGAUGUCUGGAUCACAACCCUAAGUGUCCUCUGUGCAAAGAAGACUUGUGUGAGGUUGGUUUCAUAGUAAAUCAUUUGACUAUAUCGAAAUAAAGUUAUUAAUUGAUUGGUUCCAUGUGGUAGAGCAGGCACAGAGCAGCACCAGACUGCAUUGACGGCUUGCAAAUGUUUAUCAACUUUUAAGGGAAUUUAAUCAUUCUCAGUGGGAAACGAAUUGCAUUUAAGAGAGAAUCAGAUUGUUACGGGAAAUACAUUUAAACAGGACAAAGAAAUUCUCCUAUAGUCACUUGUUUAAUUUACUGCAGCAGUCAGUGAAUGAGGAAACAAACAUCAGUGUUACAUGAGAUAUGCAGUUUGUAAUCUAUCAUUUAGUUUUAUAGAACCAAAAAAAGUACUAUGUCACGUCACAAUGUAACUGUAGAGAUACAUUUACUACAUAACAAUCUGAAACCGUAUAUAAAACCCAUUGGUAACAAGUAUAUGUUAUGAAUAAAGAAAAAGUGUAUUUUAUUUUAGUUCUUUUGAUUUUGUUUCAGUUAGUCACCCUUUUUAUCUGUGGAAGUCACACAAUGGCGCUAUAUAAAUAAUAAAAUAAAAAUAUCUCUUGAUAUUUUGUCUACCUUGUAUGCUAGCAUCAUUACCUAGAAUCCUGUUGUAGAUCUAAAUAGUAUCCACAAGAUGGAGCCUAUCCUGUAUGAUACGACAGUUAAAUAGUAGAUUUGCACAAAAAUUGAAUUCUAAAAGAUAUAGGCUUAUUAAAGGAACACUAUAGUCACCUAAAUUACUUUAGCUAAAUAAAGCAGUUUUAGUGUAUAGAUCAUUCCCCAGCAAUUUCACUGCUCAAUUCACUGUCAUUUAGGAGGUAAAUCACUUUGUUUCUGUUUAUGCAGCCCUAGCCAUACGUCCCCUGGCUAUGAUUGACAGAGCCUGCAUGAAAAAAAAAACUGGUUUCACUUUCAAACAGAUGUAAUUUACCUUAAAUAAUUGUAUCUCAAUCUCUAAAUUGAACUUUAAUCACAUACAGGAGGCUCUUGCAGGGUCUAGCAAGCUAUUAACAUAGCAGGAGAUAAGAAAAUCUUAAUUAAACAGAACUUGCAAUAAAGAAAGCCUAAAUAGGGCUCUCUUUACAGGAAGUGUUUAUGGAAGGCUGUGCAAGUCACAUGCAGGGAGGUGUGACUAGGGUUCAUAAACAAAGCGAUUUAUCUCCUAAAUGGCAGAGGAUUGAGCAGUGAGGCUGCAGGGGCAUGUUCUAUACACCAAAACUGCUUCAUUAAGCUAAAGUUGUUCAGGUGACUAUAGUGUCCCUUUAAUUAAGCAAAUUAAAUGUCAAAAUGUCUGAUGUCACAACCACUUAAUGCUGUCUCAGUCCCUUCUACCAUACAAUUCCUACUAAUUCUGGCUUGUGGCAUUGUUUUCAGUACCUGGCUAAGAGAACAUUUUGUAAAACAGAGAUGAUGGAAGAAUUAAUUGGCAAUUAUUUCCCGGAGGAGCUGAAUGAGCGAAAAUGUGUUUAUGAAGAGGAGAUAGCAGAACUAUCCAAGUAAGCAUUACUCAUCAACACUAAAUUAAUCAUGGUUGGUCUACAGCAGGGAUAGGCAACAUUUUAGUAGCACUGCGCCAAAAUAUGAUCUUGAAGUCCUAUUUUUUAAUUGAGGUAUGUAUGCUUAACUAUUAAUGGGUGCUGCAGUUGCUUUGUAGCGUUGUAUUUGUCCGUAUGGGGUUGUUAUAUUGUAUGUCUUCAUGAGUAGUUUGUGGUAUUGUGUAUGAUACCUAUGGAUGUGGGCUGAUUGUGGAGUUGUGUGUGCGGAUGAUAUGUCACAUUGUGUGUUUCGUGGUGUGUGUGUAUGUGUUGGGCUGCUUGUGAUAUUGAACAUGAGGGGCUGCUUGUGGUGUUGUGCGCAUGUAUGUGUAUUCUCAGUAGGGUUGUGUUGUGGGGACUGUGUGUGUUUGUGUCUAGGUUGAUUGUAUUAUUUGUAUGAGGGUUAGUCUUAUUCUGCAGCUCUGUGUAUAUCUAGCAGAGUGGGUGGCUUUCCUGGGGUCCAGUGUGGACCGGGAUGGCCAAUUACAGGUCAAGGGCCUGUGGACUGCUGUACUCCAGUGUGGAUUCCCGUUCACAAGUGCUGGGAGGACGUGAUCUGAGAUCACUUCCUCUAAGUGCUGCAAUGCAUAAAUUGAGUCCCUCAACACCUGCAAUCACUGCUUGGUUUGGACUAGCAGAUACUUGAAGGCCCACACAUAGUUUCAUGCACAGCUCACAAAAUAAGUUAAGGCCAAAAUAAUCAAACUGGAAGCAUGGCUGAUUUGGGGAAUGCUUACAGCUUGGCUAUUUUGGCCUUGAAUGUGACAUUCCCUUUGAAUUCCCAACAAUUAAUCAUAAUUCUCAAUAUAUUGUGAAGUUUAAAACAUUUUUUUUUAUUACUUCCUGAGUAGUCACAGUAUAUCUGAUCUGAUCACAUAGUGUGUAAAUAGUGGAUCAGCUGCAAACUGGGCAAGUAAGAAACAGUGUGUGGCUAUGGUUAAUUUACCCCACCAGCUAGUAAACUGUGUGAAGCAAAAUGUACACUCAUUUUCAAAACAUUUUAGUGGUACUUAAAAACAGCCUUCUUUUUAAUGUGCAAUUUAUUUGCAUGUCUAACAAAAAUUUUCUUUUUUUUUUUUCUAUUACAGUUUGAAUCAUAAUGUCCCCAUAUUUGUUUGCACAAUGGCCUACCCCACUGUACCUUGUCCGUUGCACAUAUUUGAGCCAUGCUAUCGAUUGAUGAUUCGGAGAUGCAUGGAAACUGGUACAAAGCAGUUUGGGAUGUGUAUCGGAGACACUGUGAAAGGGUGAGUGAGAUGUGUAAACUAUACGUAUUAAUAUCGAGAUGAACUUUCAUACAGCUUAGUGAUUAGAUGAGAUGCCUCUGAAAGACGAAAAAUAUUUUAGCAGUAUAGAGCACUUAAUUUUAGCAGAUCAAAUGUGCGAUUACUCUUGAAGGGAAAAAAAAGGGACCCUUAAAAUCCGCCAAGCGGCGUUUAAAUCUUUAACAUAUUUUGAAUCAAUGUGUUUGUAAACUGCACCUGGAAACAUUCUGUUUCAUCUACUUGGAACCUUAACUAGAGCAGAAAAUUCAGAUCAAAAUUUUCUCUCGGGACCAGGAAAACAUUAGCUUAGCUAAGAAGCAUAUAGCAAAGAAACAUGGCACCAAAAUGAUGAACACACUAUCUGCCACGUCCACAAAGCAUGACAUCCUUGGAUUGAUUAUAGGAAGCAACUUACAUAAAAUGCUCUGAUUAAGUUUCCGAGAGAGGCCCAUCACUCCCUUCUUUCUCUCUUUGCCUUCUACCGCUUCCUUACUCACCCUUUUAGCAUCUUCUUCCUUGCUUCAUUCCUUCCAACAUUCCUCUUUAUUUUCCUUUCAUAUGGUUUUUUUUUUUUUCCUUCUUGGUUUUGUGUUUUCUUAUUCUUAAAAAAAGGCCCAGUGUCUGUGCAUUUAUGUUUUAAGACUCCUGUUUUAUAAAAAAUAAUUUUUAAUUCUUUAUUUUUGAGCACAGGUAGAUGUACGAUAUAUUAUUUAGACAUCACAUAGCAGUUCACUAAUGUUAGAGUGUACAAGUCUUGAAGGAUGUUACAUAACGAUCAGUGUAGGCUACAUAGUUGGUAGCGUUACAACUUUGUGACAGUAGACAUACAUUCGGUACAAUAUGUGUGGUGGUUUUGUCUGUUAUAGGGUGUAGCAGAGCAGGGUAGAUUCAUGGAGUGUGUGUGUGUAUUCUGAGUGUGCAGGUCAUGCCCAUCACCUGCCAUAUGCAGGAUUGUACCUGCCCUUAGACUCACUUUGUGGUAGCGCUCGCUAUGAACGUGAAAUGUCAUAGUUUACCAUCGCCUGGCUCAGUUUUUCAUUAGUAUAUCCAGGGUGUAAAAGAUAGAGGGAUGAUGAGAGGGGAAAGGGAAGCAGUAAUGUUUUAUAACUUUCGUGUAAAAUUCUUCUAAACUGUCCUGAUUUUUUUUUCUUCUUGUGUUUGCAUACUCCUGCUUAAAUAAUAAAGAAAAAAACACCUUCACUUCUGUCGCAAUCUUCAGCACUCCAGAUGUUGUGAACCACACCUCCCAUGAUGCUUUGAGAAAUUAUGGGAGGUGUAGUCCACAACAUCAGGAGUGCCGAAGGUUGCCAACCCCUUAUCUAGUUAAUAUAUCUAUGGAAUAUGUUGGUAUUGUAUAAUCCCCCCAGAUAAUACCAACUUCUCAUGUUAUAUAAGCAAAUGUGUAUAACACCAUGAUUCCUAUUUCAGAUUUGCAGAUUAUGGCUGCAUGCUGGAGAUCAGGAAUGUGGAGUUCUUUGCUGAUGGCCGUUCAGUUGUAGACAGUAUUGGAAGACGGAGAUUUAAAGUUAUACAGCACAGCCAGCGUGAUGGGUACAAUACAGCCGAUAUUGAAUACAUCGAGGAUGAAAAGGUAGAGAUGUGCAGUUUAACUAUCCACCAGAUCAGUAGAAAUAUAACGCAAAUAAUUACUUAAUAGCGUAAUCUACUAAAUUAGUCCAAACUGUAUGAUAGACAGACAGACAAAAAAAAUCCUGCUUAAUAAUUCUACAUUAAAUUUUUCUAUCUAUAUCAUGAAGUCUGACCUGAGAGCAGAGUCUUUGUUUUAUAAAGUCAUAUAACUCGUUCCACUCAACAGAUCCAAACUGAGUCACAUGACCUACAUAGGUCUGUAAACUAUACACCUUGUAAGCUCUCCGCACCAGUCUCCUCACUUCUCAUAUAUCUUUUCCCCACUAUGACCACUAGAAGCCUAUUUAAAUCUCCUUGUUGGAGUCAAUUAAACUUGUUGCUUUCUGUGAGCUAUUCGAUCAAUUUGUUCAUCAUAUUGUUAAAUUACAUCAGUUGCACCCCCUCUCGCUAUCUUUGUGUGAAUGCACAUUAUCCAGUUAGAAUGUAAGCUCACUGGCCAUUUUUCAUAGCCCUUUUGUAGCAGGUAUCACAGUUUUUGGAUCAGUAUGUUUAUUUUUUUGUCUGUAACCAUACCUACAUUUAUAUACCAGAAAUUUUAAAGUGCCCUGGUGGAGGUGUUUAAAAAGUGUUCAAAGAAUGCAUUGAAAUGUUUUUAUUUGGUAAAAUAGUUAAGAUCUAAGUAAAGUUAAAUUGUAGUAAUAACUUGAGUGUUUUAUCUGAUUACUUUAAUCCGUUUUAUAUAUCUCAGGUGCAAGGAGAGGAUUAUAAAGAGCUGAUUAGAUUGCAUGACGCGGUAUAUGAUCAGGCUUACAACUGGUUUAAUUCUCUAAAACCACAACUGAGGAGUCGAAUUUUAAGUCAUUUUGGGCCUAUGCCAGAUAAGGACUCUGAUCUGCAGGUAAAUGCUAUUUCAGUUACUAUUUUACCUGUAUCCACGUGGGAGAGUAUUUAACACCUAAGUGUAAUUGCCAAUCCCAAGUUAUUUGCACACCCCAAUAGCUCAGUGGUUUUCAACAAUUGUGCCACUUUAUACAUGUGGUGCAUAACUGUUUAUAAGUCUUGUAUCUCUGUUUUUGUGAGUGCAUUUGUGUGUGUGUGUGUGUGUGUGUGUGUGUGUAGCCUGGCAUAGUUCUCAUUCCGUGAAAGAUCAGCCUUAAAUCUUAAAAUGUCCUGUUAAAAUGUUACAAUUGUUGCCCCUCCGUGCUCACCUCUGCAUUUGCUUGCUUAUGUUCAGUACAUUAUGAGAAAAUUUGGCAUCAACAAAUUAAUGUGGUGCAGUAGUAAGUGCUUUAUACACUUAAGGGGACACUAUAGUCAACAGAACAGCUACAGCUUAAUGUAGUUUUUAUUUUAUUUUAUAAAAUAUGUUACCAGGAAGGAUACAUUGAGAUCUCUCUCGUUUUCAAGUAUAUCCUGGGUCCACAAAACAUUGCAUUGAUACAAUAGGGUACAAUAAAAUACAAAAAUAAUAUUAAUACACAAUAUAUACAAAAUGUAACAUAGAACAGGUAAAAAAACAUAUAAUCAACCAUGACACAUGCAUUCUGUUUUGAGAUAUGUAGAGAGGGAUCUCUUAAAGGACUUUGGGCUUGGGGAAGAUUUUAAAGUGUGUGGGAGGUCGUUCAACAAUUGCGGUGUUCUGUAGGAAAAGGAGGAUCAAGCUGCUCUCUUUUUGUAUUGUGGUAUGCUAAAUAUCGUGCUAGUACUGGAUCGGAGGUUAUAGGAGGUGGGAACAGCCGGGGAGAGCAUUCUGCUCAGGUAGGGUGGGAGCUUCCCAGAAAAGCUCUUAAACACAAGGCUGGAAAGAUGAAGGGUGCGUCUGGAUUCCAGCGAUAGCCAGUUUGAUUCUUUUAGCAUUCUUUUUACAAUGAUGGGUCCUGUAAUUACAUUGUAGCACAAAUUGGCAGAACAAGUUAUACAAUGUAUUACGUUUAUUAAGGUGGGUUUGCGGUGCAGGUGCAUAUACUACGUCCCCAUAAUCAAUGUUAGCAUCAGUAUUUGCUGUACAAUCUCUUCCUUUACUGUAGGGCUUAGGCAGGAUAUUUUUCUGUACAGGGCACCUAGUUUUGGAUCAAGUUUAGAUGCAAGUUUUUCUAUGUGGAGGCCAAAAGUUAGAUUGGGGUCUAACAACAUACCCAAGUAUUUGAAAGAGGGGACUGCGGUCAGUGUUAGAUUUUGUUUUGAUGCAGUGUUUUUAAUUUGUGUAAUUUAGGUACUGUUCCAAAGAUCACUGUGACAGUUUUGUCAGUGUUUAGGAAGAGUUUGUUUUUUGCAAUCCACUUUUCUACCUCUGUAAACUGGUUUUGGAGCAUAGCCUCAAGCUGUGGUAGAUCGGAUUUGCUUGCAUAGAUUACUGUGUCGUCUGCGUACAUGUGUACAUUUGAGGAUUUGCAGGCAUUAGGCAGAUCAUUUAUAAAUAAUGUGAAAAGUAGGGGGCCGAGAAUGGAACCUUGGGGAACACCACACGUGACUGGGAGACGGAGUCACUGUUAGAAAUGGACACCUAUUGUGAUCGAUCCGUUAUAUAUGAUUGAAACCAGGUUAGCAGAUGAUCACCAAUACCGGAGUUUUUUUUAGUUUGUGUAGUAGAAUGUUGUGGUCUACUGUGUCAAAGGCCUUUGCAAAGUCAAGGAAAAUAGCUCCAGUUAGGUCUCCUUGUUCCAUGCCAGUUUGGAUGUCAUUGCAAACGUUUAAGAGGGCAGUUGUAAUGGAGUGAUUUGGGCAAAAAUCUGAUUGAUCAGGGGUCAGAUAGUUAGAUUGUUGGUAAUACUCACAUAGUUGCGUAUGGACGCAUUUUUCAAAAAUGUAUGACAAUACUGGGAGCAAUGAUAUUGGACGAUAGUUAGAAACCAAAGUAGUGUCACCGCUUUUAUGGAUAGGCACUACUCUUGCAGUCUUCCAAAGUUUGGGUAUGUAUCCAGACACCAAGGAUUCGUUAAUUAUGGUUGUGACAGGUUUAGCAAUUGCCGGUGCACUGAGCUUCAACAGCAUUGCUGGGAUUUAAUCAGGUCCAGAUUGUUUUCUUAAUGACACUAAUAGGUACUGUCUUUGCAAAAUUAGUGGGGCCUGAUCCACAUUUGUAGUUUCAGGAUGUGUCAUUUAUUAUCUUGGCAAUCAGGGUGGUGGAGCAUCCGACAAAACAAUUGUUAAAGGCAUUUGCUACUUCUAAAGGAAGUUGCAGGAUUUGGUUGUCCAGGAUUUUGGUUGUCAAAGUGGACAACCAAAUACUGCAACUUCCCUUAGAAGUAGCAAAUGCCUUUAACAAUUAUUUUGUCAGAUGCUCCAACACCCUGAUUGCCAAGCUAAUAAAUUGGGAGUGGGUUGAGGGAGUUUGUAAGUUAUUUAUGACUUUCCAACAGCUUCUAGGGUUUGAUAGCUUAUUGUUCAGAUUUUCACAGAAAUAUUGGGCCUUUUCCAAUUUUGUUUGUUUAGUGCAUAUAAUUCACCAUUGUCUAUAUGCACAGUGAUCGUUCAUAGAGCCAGUACUCUUGAACUUUGACCACGAGUCCCGAAACUGGUACAUUUGAAUAAGGUCAGCUGUUAUUCAAUUCAUAUGUGCCCCUUUUACGCUCCCCUUACGCAGCAGGGCAUGCAAAUUCCAAACUUGUAGGAGUUCGGACUGAAAGAAUUCAACUGCACAGUGUAGAUCUGGGAUAAUGUUUAAUCUGUGCCAUGGGAGGUUCUUGAUGUCAUUUAGAAAGGAUUCAAGAUUACAUUUUUUUUGAAGGACCUCAUGAUUUUAAGCUUGGGAGAGGAUUUAGUAGCCUUUAUUUUGCGCACGUAGUAUCACUGAAACUGAGAACACCUGCCUCUUGGAUUCUGGAGAAGUGGAGAGAAUCCAGUCGCGCAGGGUAUGGUUAUGGAUUUUAGUGUUAAUGCGAGUUGGGGAGGGGAUUAAUUGCUUUAGCUGCAAAGUCUUAAACAGCAAUCAAGUACUAUUAAUUUUAGGAUUCGGCCAAUAAAUAUUAAAAUCUCCAAAGACCAACAGUUCACUAUUUGGGUUUUGAGCUAUGGUUUCACUUAGGAGAUGGGCUAUGUCAGAAAGGGAAUGCGCUGGGGAGCUAGGUGGGCGGUAGAUUCCUGCAACAAUGAUUAAUUUACUGCACGGGAUCUCAAUUGUGCCAGAAAGGAAAUCAAAGGUGGCAGGAGGGCUAAAAUUUUGUAAGGGGGUGAACUUUAUGGAAUUGUCAACAUAAAUUACUAUGCUGCCUCCUCUUUUUCCUCUGUCAUUUCUAUGGCAUGAAUACCCAUGUAUUGCAAUGGCAGAGUCAGGUAUUUCGAUUCAGAGAGCACAAUGAUUUGGGGCUUGUAAUAUAAACACAAUGCUUGGAGUGCAUCGAUUUUUGGUAGUAAGCUGCGGAUAUUUCAGUGCACAAAGGAGAGACCUUUUUUAGCUGGAAGGCUAGGAAUGGAAUCUAUCUGGGGACAAGGGUUACACUCUACAUCAUUUGCAAGGGCAAGUAACAUGAGUAAUAGGAAUUUGGACAUAAUCUUACUUUGGUAGAAUUGCAAUUGUAGCGGUUGGAGGGCUUGAUUUUAACACUCUCCACCAGCACGCAGCAGAUAAAUUACAGCAACAAAGCAGGCCAUGAUGUAUAAGAAUUUGGUUUUCAGUUUGUGGUGAGUGUUGCUUAAGAGGGUAGUGGUAGGAACAUGACAAGAGUGUGAAUAGUGUUACAAGGAAUAUUAACACGGUCAAAUUUGGAGCCAUGUACAGGAAGGGAGGAGAUGAAAACAAACAUUAAGUAGAUUACAAUAAUGCAUAUUUGGUGAGGAAGUAGUACUUACACUACACAUAUGGCUGGGGACAGAACACAAACAGAAAUGCAGCAAGCUCAACAGUGUGUGGAUGAUGAUGAGAAUGUUGAUUGAAGCACUGUCUGCUGUUUUCCUCCUUGUGUCCUCCUUGGUGUACCCCCUUGGUAAUUAUUGGAAGUUGGCACACAGAUGGAAUGUGGCCUGUGCACCCUAUAGUCGUAUGCGCCCCAGUGACUUAACUAAAUGGGGCAUUCCACUCAGCCUAGAGAUAGUCAUUUGACACAUGAGAUGGGAGGGACUGGACAAAUAGCAGACUGCACUAAUGAAUCAAGUUUAUCAGAUUAUAGGCAAAAAUACAUAGAAUGAUAAUGCAUUGGGAGGGGAGCAAAAAAUGGGUCGCAAGAGUAUUCUGAGGACGGACAGCAGCUGAAAUAGCCUGCCCUUCGGUGGGUCCCCGCAUUGGGAAGGUACCUAAUAAGUGGGGUGCAGGGGUGAGACAAGGGUGCAGGGGUGAGACAGUCAGUGUUGCAGGGGUUGCCUGGUGAGUAUAGUCAGUCCCUUCAGUUUUCUUUUUUUUUUGCUGUAAACCCGGUCUUUUCAAAGAAAAAGCAAUGUGUACAUUGCUUCCUAGGAAAACCUCCCAUGGCAACUACUCAGAUGACUACUAGCGGUGCUUCUGUGGUACUGCUGCACAAUAUACAGCACUGACAUUCAGUGUAUCAACCCUCUGUAUGCAGACACUGAACUUUCCUUAUAGAGAUGCAUUGAUUCAAUGCAUCUCUAUGAAGAGAUACUGAUUGGACAGGGCGGUGUUUGGCUCUGCCCCUGGCCCACCUCCUUGGCUGAGAUUAUCAGAAUUGACAAUCCAAUAGGAAAGCAUUGGAUUGGCUGAGAUAAUCACUUCUGAUGAUGUCAGCCAAGGAGGCAGAUCAGAUUUAGAGCCAGCACCAGCAGACUGCAAUAAAGGUAAGAUUUUACUAUAUUUGGGGAGUAAAGGUGGGUAGGGGGGCUAGAUAGUGUUUUUAACACUGUAGGGUCAGGAAUACGUUUGUGUUCCUUUUACUCUACUACACUUCUUAAAACAUGCUUCAUUAGCAUUUAUUAGGACAAAGGCAUUGGGAAUGGUCACUUCUGAAAAGUACCCUUGCAAUUACAUUUUAUUUACAUCUUUCAGAAAGUUGCUUUUGUAGACAUAAACUGCAGUGGAAAUUUGAUUGACUUACACAGCAAAUAAUUCAAUGCUACUUUGCCCUUUAUGUUUUACAGAUAAACCCAAAUGGGCCUGCAUGGUGUUGGUGGAUUCUUGCAGUUCUUCCUCUCGAGAGCCGGGCCCAACUCCCGUUUCUCGCCAUGACCUCACUAAAGGAUCGUCUGACCAGCAUCAAACGUGUUUUACUGUUUAUGCGCCGGUCUCGUCCACGAUAAAUCUACUAUACACAUCUCUCAUUCUGUUGUUUUCAUACUUACUUGCCAAUAACUAAUAUUGGGUUUCAAAUUGUGAAGGAUACUAGACUGUGCUCCGUUCACUUAUCAACAAUUUUUUUUCCCUCCAAUUUUAAAAUGUUUUUUUUUUUAAUUUGAUUUAUAAAAUAGAGCAAGACAAAACUUAAUUGCACAUGCCUUAUUUUAUUAUUAAUCAAUUAUUUAUAGAUAUUUGCAACAUGUUUGGGGCCAUUCACUGGAUUGAACACAUUUUUUUAAAUUUUAUUUUAUAUAAAGUUUUGUUAUACAAAACAAGAAUUUGUACAGUGAUGUGUAUAUAUAAUCAUGAUCACCAUUUAUGCCUGCUAAUUUAUUUUUUCUCUGCACACCAAUUAUCUUGUAUCCUGCUUUUUUGUACUUGAUUUGUUAUAAGAAAAUAUAAAUGACCAAUUCAAUGUUAUGUACUUUGUGUGUUAUAGUUUCUAUUUAAUGGUGUUCAAAGGGAAAGUCUAUUAUUUAAUUUCAAAGUGGCGCUUUGGGAUAUGACUCUUCUUAUUGGUUAAAUUGAUUUAAUACUCAUUACAAUCACAAAAUAACUUGAUUAUGUUUUGUGUAAAUGUUAUAUAAUGCAUAUUUUUCUUUUGAAAUUAUUUUGUUCAUUAUGCUUUUGACAAUAUAAUUUUGUACCAGUUGCUAAAUAUUCAGCCAACAACAUCCAACAGCCAUGAAUGGCCAACGCGUUUCCAGUAUAGAACAGUGUGGCUCCCAUUGAUGAUGCAAUAUGAUCUCUCCUUUUGUGAAAAUGUUUACAGAACAGUGUACUGUCACUUUUUCAAUUAAGCUAUUUGUAUUAAUUUCCUCUGUACAUACUAGUUAGUUAAUGUUUGUUUUGUACCAUAACACUGCACUUUACAUUACUAGUUGUACAAUGGCAAAGUUGAAGGGCACAACAGCACUUUUUGAGAAAGUUGUUAUAAUAGAACAAGUACAAUAACAUGAAUAAUAUAUUUUCUUGGAAUCACUGAUUUGUUAUUUAACAAUCAACUUGUCUUGGUAUUUUUUUUUUCCAGUUUUAUUAAAGAAAAGAGACAUUGCAUCACAAAAUUCAGUUGAAUAAUGUUAAAAAAUAACUAACAGAGACGGUAUUAUAAGGUCUAUUAUCUGCUAGUAGUAUGAAGCAGAAAUACCAUACCAGAAUCGCCAUUAGUGCAGUAAAGACAUCACUAAG